Molecule: messenger RNA, 4910 nt
Organism: Bemisia tabaci
Lineage: Eukaryota; Metazoa; Arthropoda; Insecta; Hemiptera; Aleyrodidae
Gene: Zip102B
Product: Zinc/iron regulated transporter-related protein 102B
Biological process (GO): transmembrane transport; zinc ion transport
Cellular component (GO): membrane
Molecular function (GO): metal ion transmembrane transporter activity
Source: RefSeq, a predicted model, not a curated record
UUUUCUCCUCCAUAAUGUAAACAUGGCACGUUUGAAGUUUGGAGUUGAUUAUUCUGAUCUUUGUGGCAUUUGUAUUGAGCUAAUUUUCAAGUAGCAGAAAUGGAAACAUCCGUAGCCAGGAAAUUAUUCUCCUUUUCAUAUUAAUAUUAGAGUGCGAAGUGUUGUUUAUUUUUGUGUCAAAAUUGCAAGAGUCGAAAUCUUCUGAUAUGGAGGAGUCAACUGUUCUUAUACUACUAUCUUUAGUAAUGCUAAUUGGGAGCUACUUAGUGGGGUCCAUCCCCUUGGUCAUGCCCAUGUCAGAGUCCAAAAUGCAAAAUGUGUCUGUAUUGGGCGCUGGCUUACUGGUUGGAACUGCAUUAGCUGUGAUAAUACCCGAAGGAGUGAGAGCCUUGUUUUCCUCUGUUGGAGCACCUGAACUGAAACAUGCAUCUCCAACUGACCUCAAAUUAGAAGUCGAGACUACAGAUUUACACUCGCUCAUUGGAGUCUCCCUAGUUUUAGGUUUUGUCCUAAUGUUGCUAAUAGACCAAUGCUCCACAUCUUUUACAAAAGAUGUAGAAUCUGGAAUGAAUAUAAACAAUAAAGGAAACAUGACAGCGACGCUAGGUCUAGUUGUUCACUCUGCUGUUGAUGGUGUAGCGCUUGGAGCUGCAGCCACGACCACUCACACAGAUGUAGAAAUGAUUGUUUUUGUGGCAAUCAUGUUGCACAAGGCUCCAGCUGCCUUUGGUCUAGUUACUUUUUUACUCACUGAAGGUGUUGACCGGAAAAGAACGCGGAAGCACCUGCUAGUUUUUUCACUCGCAGCUCCUGUGAUGGCUCUUCUUACUUAUUUUGGCAUCGGACAGGAGGGAAAAGAGACUCUAUCCUCAGUUAAUGCCACAGGAAUCGCUAUGCUGUUUAGUGCAGGCACAUUUUUAUACGUUGCCACAGUGCAUGUCUUACCUGAACUCACGCUAAAAGCUGGUGGACAUUUUCGGUUUCAACAACUUUUCUUUUUAAUUUUAGGCACCUUACUCCCUCUCUUAUUAACAUCAAAUCAUCAUCAUUAGCUCAGGGACAGUUUUAGAUUUGUUUUAAUUUCUCAAGGUUUUUUAAAAAGUUUUGUUAGUUUUCUCAAUUUUGUCAUCUUACAUUUUCUUUUCUUUUCUUCUCUUUUUUUCCACACUACUUAAGUCCAAUAGAAGGGCAGUAUUUGGAGACUGUAGUGUUUGAACAACAAUCAUUUUUAACCUCAUUGUAUGCCCAAUUGAUACGCUACGAUCUGUAAUUAACGUUACGAGAGAUCCUCAGAAAAUGAGAUUUGUCAUUCAUUUUUCACUUUCAAAAAUAGUACAUUUAUUUAGAGGAUGAAUGAUUCCAACUUGCCAAAUCUAUUUUUAUUUUCAAUUUAAUGUUGGCUUAAAAUCCCCAUAUUUUCUCCUACCAUCUCCUUUUGCGUCUAGGAAUUUUGUGGAGAAAAAAGUAUGCUAUUGAGAUGGUAUGUAUCAUAUUUAGGGGCAACCAAUUUGUAGAGCUACAAGAUUAAAAACUCUGAGUCCCAAAUAGUCAACAGCAGAAGAUUACAGACAGAAGCUGAAGAUAUAACGUUAUUAGUUACUUGUGGGUGUUUAUGCAUGAGUGUGCAGUUUGCAAGAAAGUUUGCAAUGCAUUUGCAAGAGAGGAAUUUUGACAGUCGUUUUAACUCAAAUGAAACGUAGCAUUCAGAUUUGACUGAGCCAAAUAUUUUUUUGCAGUAUGCAAACCUACUUUGAAAACCCCAUUGCAUUUUAAGACUGAAUAAAUAAUUAUUGGGUCAUAAACAUAAUCAAGAAGAAUAGCUUAAUCUAAAUCUUAGAGAGGAAGUAUUAAGUGUAUAACAUUUACACACAUUAUUUGAUGUAAACUUUUAAUUGCAACACCUAUCCUCCAAUUGUCGGAUAUUUUUCAAGAAGAGUAAGACACAACUGAACUUGUUUUUUACAAUAGAGAUGAAGCAUAAUUCGAUGAACGAGACAUGAGCAUUGAAAUUAAAAAUGCCUUCUUUAAUUUGAUACAUUAAGUGUACAUAUUGAAUAAUAUCUCGUCUGAAGACUUUAUGUUAUGCCCUUCAUAAAGUCUUAAUGUAGCCUUGAAUUCUAUCAUCAUAUACAAUGUUAUUUGGUUUUCUUCCUACUAAAUGGGUAAUGGGUCAAUAGCACCCAUUAUUUCUAGUUUAUUUUCUGAAAGCACAGAGUGAACUAAGUUUCUAGGAAUUUUUUUCAGAUUCUCUUUGACCAUAAACGACAAAAAAAAAAACAAAAAAAACCUUUGUGGAAAAUGUCAAGAACGAAACCCGUUUGAAACUAUACUUUUGAAAGAUUUUGAUGAUGUAGCCAGGUAGGGGAAUCAGUGUUUGUUUAUGGCUGAACUUAGCUUCAAGCCUUACUUCAUCAAUUUGACCGUUGGCAUUUGAUUGGUCAGAUCUUUGUUAGCUGUUACUCCCCUUAAAACUGAUUUCUUGAAUUUUUUAAUGAAUUGAUUAGUUCUCUCACAAAAUUUUUUCCACAAAUAACCGAAUAACAACACUGCAAAAAUUCCUUGCCCGAAGAAUAGUUCAUAAGUUAUUAUUUUUUCUUUAGUAGGAUAGGGAAAGGGACAAGAUAAAUUGAUUAUGUUUGAUCAGGAGCCCUUAUUCUAGCAAAGUGACAUGUAAGAAAUCUAAUUACUGUAGAUGAGAGAGCUGUUUAAGUCAGGGGCAGAUAGGCAGGCGGGAACACGGAAAAAUCCUGUUCGGCCAGUCGAUGACUAAUGUGAUUGAUUUUGGACCGGUUUACCCCCUCGCACUGCAAAAAAAAGAAACAACUGAAAUGGAUGGGUAUUCCUGAUCACUUUUUUGGUGCCAGUCUGCCCCUGGCUGAAGUCCUCUUGUAAUCCAUACUACCCUUUCCUUAGCCUGAUUUUACAAGGAUGAGGUUAUUUAUCUGUGAUCCCUAAAAUAGUGGAAAAUGCAGCAUUGGCACACGUUCAUUUAUUUUUUUUUUAGCCUUUUAAAUCCAUUUCUAGCUCUGAUGAUCGUACUGGGUUUUUUCAUCCUUUGAGUGGGAGCAUUCAUUAUUUGAAGCCAAACAUUUCUUAUCACAUCUCUUUUUCCUGUCAAGCACUGCUAGCAAAGGCCAACUUUUUACAAACUCCAUUUUAUGAUUCUAGCCUCAUUCCUUCUGCCAAUUUUUUCCAAGAAUCAAGUUCAAAAUGUUGCAUUAUAUUAACGCCUUAUUUAUUCAUAAAUGUAUUCACUCAUUAAUUUUUUCCUUCUUUUCAUUAGUCAGUACAGUCAGUUUCAAAAUUUUCCUCCUCGGAAGUAACUGCUUAGUUCGAAAGCAUACAUUAUUGUAUGGAGAUAGUUACACCUGAGUGUAAAUUUUUCAGAUACAGUAAUGUCCCGCUUAGCCAAUAAUUUUUGGCAAGGGUUGCGUCGGAUAUUAGAAGAGUCAGAUAAUCAAAACUACCAAUGAAACACUGAAAAAAUGCCUUUACAGGCUCUGUCUGUAAUGGACUUCGUUGGUUAACUAGAGCGGCAUACAAUCGGGGCAUUACUGUACUUUUCUAACUGAAUACUUCAAUGUUUUGAAGUUUUAAAUUGAUUGAAUAGGAGGCUCAGUGUGUAUCAGUCAGAAUGAGGAGGCUAGAUUUUGAAGAGUAAUUUUACAUCUAAGGGAGUUACCUCUCUCAAGUCAGUUUGUUCCUUGUCUCUUAUGUCAGGCGUAAUUUCUACUUUCCUAAACAUUUUAAUUUUAUUUUAUGCUUUCUGUGAUGCUGAUGGUUACUUUUACUUGAUAGAUUAAUGCCCCACCCCUCUCCAAUUUUUUUUUUCCCCCAGUGUUUCACUUGGAUAUAACACUGUUUUCAGGUAAUACACAAUGAUUUGGCACUAGUUUGAAUAAGAUUUUUCUACCCCCCCCCCCCCCCCCACCUCCCUCCUGUUGCUUAUAAGCAGUUCAUUUCCUCUUUUGAUUAAUAGCUGUUGUAAUUAUUAUUAUUUUGUAUUCAUAUUUUUUGCUCAUAUUUUUUGCCUAUUUUUCUAUUGACAUUUGCUAGAAUUCAAUUGAUUUUCUUGAACUUUAUUGUGAUAAUUUCAAAUUGAACUUUGUUAUUAUCUUGUUUCUUCAUACUGUUUUAAAGUUUGAAAAGAGCCAAUCAUGCUUCUAAGUAUUCUAAGUUUUUAAUUGGUUCUACAUCUUAAGUUCACAUCCUUACAAGUUUUUUAAUCCCAGUUAGUUUAUUCCUUUAAAUUCUCAUCAAGACAAAUGUAGCGCAUUAAAUGUAGCUAUACCUUCUCUUGUCACUCAAAUCACAGAAAUAAUACAGGAACCUGAAAUGCAAGAAAUAAAAAUAUGAACUGCCAAUGUUCAUCAAACAUUCCAUUCAUUUUGCAAUGCCUCACGUAUGGCUCAUAGCGAACUAUUCGUACUUUAGAAUGAAAUUUUAAAAACUAAAAACUGGCAACUUCGUUAAUUUUGAAUAUUCCAAAGUUGAUGGGUUGCACAUUGUCGUAAAUGAUUUUUUUUCCUUUUUCCAAAAAAUAAACAUGAUGAUUGUAGCUAGGUAUUUGUUUAGGUGUAAGGCCUCACUUUUUGUACUUUUUUUUUGUUGGUUUUUUGAAUGAUUCUGUUGUGCAAUAAAAGUAGGACUUUUAUGCAAUCCUGUUACUGGAGGUGAAUUAUUACCUUCCAGGUUUUAGUUUGGUAUUUUAAUUGGCUAAAUGACUAAUUUAGCAAAAGAAAAAAGAAUUUAACAUACUUAAGGAUGAUUAAAGGUUAUUUAAAUUUUUUAAAUCAUCCUGAAUUGCAUCUGGUUAUUAUUGCUGUUUUAAAGUACCUAUGAAGACAUCGAAUUUGUCAACUUCAAAAUUGUUAUCUUUCUCAAUUAAAAUUUUUUUCAUUUUAAUUUUA